UCAUUCAUUCGUUUUGUUAUUGUUAUUUUAUUUACCUAUUUGUUUACAUCAAGCAUCAUAUUUGUUUACAUCAAGCAUCAAUAAUUUCAAGAGGGAGGAAGCCCGAAGCGUUAUGGCUUGUUGCGAUGACACAGGGUCUGAGGAUGAAAACCAAGAGUCUGUCAAAAUACGGGGCUGCACUGACGUGUUUUGGCUUAUCAUUUACAUACUCUUCUGGUUUUUAAUGAUUUUGAUUGCUGGAUUUGCUCUAGUUUACGGUAAUCCACUGCGGUUGAUUCACGGCUACGACAGUUUCGGAAACACUUGUGGCUCGUCCUACAACGAUGAUAUACUCAUCAAUCAGAAUCUGUCAGGCAUCAACACUUUAGACAGAAGGUAUUUGUUCUUCACGGACAUUCGAAAUAUCAGAAAUUCCCUCCAGCUCUGCGUCAAAAAGUGUCCAGACAGAAACAUUGACUCAAUACAAGAGUUACAGCAAUUUUAUAAGGACACUGGCUCCAGUUUGUGCAGAUAUGACUUUGACCUGGAGAACUACAAAGGAGCUCCUCACAACCUAAGUGAGACAGCCACAGUCCUGUCAUCUCUCGGCCCAUGUCCUCCAUUACCUGUGUAUAAAAGUGUCCCAAUACUAAACCGCUGCGUGCCAGAGCCUGUCACUGAUAUUGUCAGAACCUUUGUCCGAGACAUCUACGGACUUCUUAACAGCUGGGACUUUGGAGAGCAAAUCCUCAGCGACAUAUUCUCUGCUUGGGAAUACAUUGCUGGCCUCACAUUCUUGUCCUUAGUAUUGUCACUCCUGAUGGUAUCUCUGUUCUACCUGGUGGCCAGUUUUGUUGCUCACAUCAUUCUUGUGGCUGUCAGCUUGGUGUGCAUUGGUGCCACUGGAUAUUUGUGGGUAACAUUCUACCAGCUCAAGUCUCAGCUAGACAGCACGUCUUCUGAUCAGCUGUUAGACGAGGCCGUACAGAACGAGAGGGCAUUCUGUAUCUACUCCAUCAUCGCUACAAUUGUCACUGUGAUCAUUCUACUACUAGUGCUGGUGAUGCGCAGUAGGGUAGAUUUUGUUGCCACUCUGUUCAAGGAAGCUGCCGACUGUCUAGCUGCGUUGCCAUCACUCUACUUGCAGCCUGUUGUCUCUUUUGUACAGCUGAUUAUCUUCUACGCCUUCUGGCUACUCGUUGUUGUCUGUCUCGCUACGGCCAACUACCCAGGUGCAAAGCCGUUGAGGCCGUUCUCAAGUGAUUCUGUCCUUGAAACUCUCCAGUUCGCAGUCAACAAAUCAGUUGAUAGCAACAAAAAUCUAAUGGAGUUGAAAAAUAUAUCAGCUGCAUCAUUCACACCCUUCACCCUAGUGGACUACACUGAUGGUACAUGGGUGCGCUACGUCUGGUGGGUCUACUUCAUUGGCCUUGUGUGGACUUCGGAGUUCAUCUUGGCUUGUCAACAGAUGGUCAUAGCAGGAGCCGUCGCUCGCUGGUACUUCAACAAAGACAAGACGGAUCCGAAGCCACCAGUGUGGACAGCGUACCGUCACCUCAUCAGUUACCACCUCGGCUCAAUGGCUCUAGGCUCUCUACUGAUCACACUGUUCAAGGUGCCUCGCCUCAUACUGUCCUACAUCUCCGCCAAGUUGAAGAAGAACGAGCAGUCGGAGGUGGCCCAGUGCCUAGCCAAGUGUUGUACUUGUUGUCUCUAUGUUUUUGAGAACUGCAUACGCUACAUAAACCACAACGCUUACACUGUGGUCGCCAUGCAGGGAAUCAACUUCUGUCCAGCCGCUUCCAGGGCCUGGCAUGUCCUGGUAAACAAUUCUCUGAGGUUGGCUACCCUGAAUAGUGUUGGAGACUUUAUCCUGUUCCUGGGCAAGCUGAUAGUCAUGUGUAUUACUGGAGUUAUCGGUCUGUUCAUCUUCAAGCAAGAUCCCGACUUGCAUCUAUAUGCUGCUCCAACACUCGUCGUCUGCAUUUUCGCUUACUUCGUCGCUCACUGUGUCAUUAGUUUGUACGAGGUAGUGAUAGACACACUGUUCCUGUGUGUCUGCGAGGAUCAGAACAUCCACGGAGACGAGGGUCGGUGGAGACAGACAGCUAUUGCCAACCUGAGUGCGGCUAGGAAAGCAGCCAACCUGGGAGAACAACAACCCAUCAACACUUAAGUGGCUGGCGUAGCACAGCAUGUCGAGAUAUAUACUUAAACUCUUCCUGCCAUAUUGCAAUUAGUAUCACACUUAGUAUUUCUGAAACUGCUGUUUAAACAGUAGCCUACAGUAAAUCUAAUUGAUCGCUAGUUUUGAAGGAUUUUCGGGAGGAUAUGCUUACCUGAGUGGGAAAGAGUCCAUUGUGACACAAAAAACUAAAUCCUUCAUUGUUUAAAAUGCUUAAAAGUGAUAGUUAAAUGUUAUAUUUUAUAUGUUUAGUGUAAAGAGAUUUGUUUCUUGUGCACAAUGAUCUAUUUCUAUCCUGGCAAGCCUGCUAUUCUAUAAAAAAAAUGUGGCAUUUUAUAUUGAUUGUUUGAUGUUUGUCAUUUUCAAAUUGUGUAUUGAGAUUCAUUGUUUUAUUUGUAUGUUAAGCGUAUUAGUACAUUUAAACAAAACGUAAACCAAAUAAGUGUGAUGCUAUAUUUUUAAAUACUAUUUGCUUGUCUUGUAGUUUGUAAACUUAAGUCGCACAACCUGUCCACAAUGCUAAGACUGAAUCAGCCUAACAACUUUGUGGCCUUCCUUUUACAUACCUGAUUUUUAUGUUAGUAUUAUAAUAUUUUAAAAUACUUUUAAUAAUUUAUCAAACUUUUAGCGUGUUGUAUGUAUAAAGUAAAAUUAAAAGUAUGUUGAGGUUGGUGUGAUUUUUUAAAAAUUUCUUAACAUUUUAAAGUAGUUUGUAUUAGGAAUAUAUAUACUUUUAGUGUAGAGAGAAUUUAUUAAUGUUAGAUGUAGUUUCGAAUUUGAGAAACAGACAAGAAUUGACUAUAAUAGUCAAACUGUAUGAAAAAGUUCUACUUAAACAAUUUCCAAGCUAAACGUUUGUGAUCAAAUUUCCCUAAGAUUCGUAAAUUAAGAAAUGUAUUAACUGUCAUAUAAAGUAUACAAAUAUUGUAGGUAAUGUAUGUGUGCCAUCACAUUUCUCUGAUUUCUGCUGCUAAUUUAUAAGAAAAAUUUAUAUGGAAAAUUUCUAAAUAUAUUUUUUUAUGUUUUUUAAUUUAGUAUGUAUUCUUCUAGUUUGUAUUCUUCUCAACUCUUUGAGUUAGCUUCAUUUUUUAUACUCUUCUUUGAAUUUAAUGUGUGGUUGAAGGACAAAUUUGUUUCCCCUGAUUCAAAUUCUUUAUUCACUCAUUAACAUCUUAAAUAGUAUGGUACAAAAAUAGAAGUGUCAUCAUAAUAAAAUAUAAAAAAAAUAUAACUAAUAAAUUCACACAACUAAAAAUUAUUCCUGCUGACAUCAAGUAAAAGUUAGGUACCAUUAUAAAAAAAACCCCUAUAUGGGUGGGUGUUCAUUAAAAAGUGUCAGGAAAAUAUUUUGCAAAAGAGCUGUUUUUACUACACUAUUCUGUUAUUUAUGGGAUUGAUUAAAAUAUGUUUAUUUGAUUGUGUUAAUUUAUUUAAGAUAAUAUAAAAAUUACUUCUGUAACCUUUGUACUUAUUCAUAGUAUUCGACAACAUAUUUUAACAGAACUAAAGAGAAGAUCAAUUUUAACGUGGUAACUACAAGCAGACUUACAAGUUAGUUGUAGCAUUGACUUUAGAUAUUAAGUAUAGUAUUGUAUCCAUAGUCAAACAUUAUAUAUUAUCCCAAUUAUUUUAAAUCAAUACUUUUUUAAAUGAAUUUGUCAUAGAUUUUGCAUUUUUAGUUAAAAAAAUUGUAUUUGCUAUCAUGUAUUUGGACGAUUUUAACUUUACUUAAAGUCUGUUAUGCUAUUACUCUACAAAUUAGCUGUUCCAAAAGUUUUAUAAAGUGAAAACAUAACAAAUAUUAAUUGCACAUUUUUUUAUAUGUGUGCAAAAAUUGUAUAUUUUUUAUCUAUAA
Macrosteles quadrilineatus (aster leafhopper) is the source of this 4019-nucleotide messenger RNA. Its product is annotated as choline transporter-like 1. The transcript has 15 exons. Gene Ontology annotation, molecular function: transmembrane transporter activity. The record is from RefSeq and is a predicted model, not a curated record. Gene Ontology annotation, cellular component: membrane. Gene Ontology annotation, biological process: transmembrane transport. Lineage: Eukaryota; Metazoa; Arthropoda; Insecta; Hemiptera; Cicadellidae. Bases 113 to 2155 code for a protein of 680 amino acids.